Molecule: messenger RNA, 4364 nt
Organism: Polypterus senegalus (gray bichir)
Lineage: Eukaryota; Metazoa; Chordata; Cladistia; Polypteriformes; Polypteridae
Product: protein dispatched homolog 1-like
Exons: 3
Cellular component (GO): membrane
Source: RefSeq, a predicted model, not a curated record
UUAUUAUUCAUUUUGCAUCCUGAUCUUUUUCUUUCUGCUCUCAGUCACCGGGAAGAUAAAUGGUCAGAAGAUCACUCGGAAAAAUUCAAAAGGCAGGCGGAGAGACCUUUUCAAAGGGAAGAUUUUCUCUGCCCUCUGAAAUAUUACGAUUACUCAGCAUCCCGAGUGGUGUAUUCUUCUGCAGAAGGAAAGAACUUAUGGAACGUUCAGGCAAUCAAGUCAAUGUGUAGACUGGAUUUUGAAAGGAUCCAAUCUCACCCAGAGUUCUCGAAUAUUUGCCUUCGGAAAGUAUCGGAAUCAUGCUGCCCAAGCUGGAUUUUGGGCAACUACAUUGCUCUCUUAAAUAACAAAUCCUCCUGCCAUUACAUUACAGAUCGUGAUGCUUCGGAUACCUUAAAACUACUGCGAUCUUGUGCCAAAUUUUAUCACAAUGGAACCUUGCAUUCGGAGUGCUGGGAGAAGUCGAGCAGAAGGAAGGAACCGGCAAAAUGUCCAAAUGUGCCUCGGAAAUGUACAAAAUUCAAUGCUGUCUACCAGAUCCUUCACUACUUAGUGGAUAAGGAUUUCCUGAGUCCCGAGACUGCUGACUAUGUGAUGCCGACGUUAAAGUACAGUAUGCUACUUUCCCCGAUGUACGGGGGCUCGAAAGAUGAGAAGAUGAACAUCUACUUGGAUAAUUUUGAGAAAUGGAAUUACUCUGAUGGGAUCACGGCUGUCACCGGGAUAGACUUUGGAAUCAAAUUCAGAUUGUUUGAAUUGUACCUUAUAAAGGAUACCGUGUAUCCAGCCAUUGCAAUCCUCCUUGUUCUUCUCAUCAUUUGCGUUUACACAAAGUCCAUGUUUAUUACCUUCAUGACGAUGCUUGCCGUCAUCAGUUCUUUGAUUGUGUCAUAUUUUCUCUACCGCAUAAUCUUCGCUUUGGAGUUUUUUCCCUUCAUGAAUCUCACAACGUUCAUCAUUCUCGUCGGGAUAGGAGCGGACGAUGCCUUUGUCUUGUGUGACGUUUGGAACUAUGCAAAAGUGGACAAACCCAGUACUGAAAUUUCGCAGACGGUGAGCAUCACAUUGCAGCAUGCUGCUCUCUCGAUGUUUGUUACCAGCUUCACAACUGCAGCGGCUUUUUAUGCCAAUUUUGUUAACGAUAUUACUGCAAUCCGGUGCUUUGGUAUAUUUGCUGGAACUGCGAUUUUGGUGAAUUAUGUCUUAAUGAUUACCUGGUUGCCAGCUGUCGUGGUGCUGCAUGAACGCUACCUGCUGAACAUAUUCGACUGCUUCAAGAAACCUCAACAGCAGGCCUACGACACCAAAAGUUGUUGGAUUCUGCUGUGCCAAAAACUGAGCAAUUUGACCUACGCGAUCUCGGAAGCUUCCAGGAUAUUAUUUGAGAAAGUGUUGCCUUACAUAGUCAUUAAAUUCCGGUAUAUAUGGCUGUUUUGGUUCUUGGCCAUCACUGUGGGAGGAGCCUACGUUGUGUGUGUGAACCCAAAAAUGAAACUGCCCUCGCAAGAGAUUUCCGGUUUCCAGGUUUUACGAUCAUCCCACCCAUUUGAACGCUACAUUGCGGAGUACAAGAAGCUGUUUAUGUUUGAGCGGAUCCGCAGCUCUGACGAGCGCCACAUGUCCGUCAUGAUCAUUUGGGGCAUUAAGCCACUGGACAAUGGUGAUCCUCUUAAUCCUAACGAUAAGGGCAAUCUGACCGUGGACAAUGAAUUUAACAUUUCGAGUCCGGCCUCGCAAGCUUGGAUGUUAAAUUUUUGCAAAAAGAUUCGAAACCAGACGUUCAUCAUUCAGACCGACGAGCAGGACAUCACCAGCUGUUUCAUCGAGACCUUCAAACGGUGGAUGGAAAGCCGAGACUGCGACGAAGCAGCGGCGUACCCGUGUUGCAACCAGUUCACGUUCCCGUACAAAGCGGAGGAUUUUGAACUCUGUUUAAAGAGAGCCAUUAUGCAGCUCGACACUACGAGUUUCAGUCUCAACAGAGACACCCCUGGCCCGAGAUUUGACCUAAAUGAUACCAUCCGAGCAGUCAUCUUAAACUUCCAGAGCUCUUACUUUUUCUCCUACACGUAUGACAAAAUGGAUCAGUUCUUCAAAGAAGUGGACACUUGGGUCAAGGAGGAGUUGAAGACGGCCCCCGAGGGGUUGCGGAACGGUUGGUUUGUGUCAACUGACUUGCUGUUCUAUGACCUGCAGGGCAGCUUAUCACAUGGAACCAUGGUUGCAAUGGGGCUGUCUGUGACCGUUGCUUUUAUUGUAAUGCUUCUUACUACCUGGAAUAUCGUAAUAAGUCUUUAUGCUAUUAUCUCCAUUACCGGGACCAUUUUUGUCACCGUGGGCUCAUUAGUGCUUCUGGGCUGGGAGCUGAAUGUGUUGGAGUCGGUCACCAUCUCGGUUGCCGUAGGACUUUCGGUGGAUUUUGCUGUUCACUAUGGCGUGGCCUAUCGCCUUGCACCUUACCACGACAGAGAUCACAAAGUACGCUUCUCGAUAAGCCGAAUGGGAUCAGCAAUCGCCAUGGCUGCUCUGACGACCUUUGUGGCGGGUGCACUCAUGAUGCCUUCAAACGUCUUAGCUUACACCCAGUUGGGAACCUUCAUGAUGCUGAUCAUGUGCAUUAGCUGGGCCUUUGCCACGUUCUUCUUUCAGUGUAUGUGCAGGUGUAUCGGCCCACAAGGGAACUGCGGUCAGAUCCCUCUGCCAAAAGUAUUACAAUGCCAGGCUUUUUUGCACAAUUCUUCAACAGCGCAGUCUCCCAAGAGCCAAAGCAACUUGUGCACCUCUAGCAAAUGUCCUGUGGAUUCCAAACAUGGAGAAAUGGAACAUCAUGAGCAUUAUGAAAUGAAGCCUUUGUCGCCCCACGGCUGUAGUGCAGUCGAGAAGAUAAUGUGUGAAGAAACGCAGGUAAGCUCCAGGCUGCUGAAUAGCAGACAUCACCACAGAUGUGUCCAUUUACCUCCAAGUUCGUGUGAAUCCUAUGAAAGCUGCCCACACAUUAAGGAUGUCCAGACUUGCUCUGACCCAAGACCCAUAGGUCAGUAUUCUGUUAAUCAGACCUGCCGGUGCAUGGAGUCGUAUCACUGUGUAAGGAAACCGUGGAAUUCCCAUAAUUGUCAGCAGUUAGGAGACGGCAUCAAUUCCCUGCCAAAACCCCUGAAUGCCGAUGGUCCAGUGUCAACGCUGGAUGCCCUGCACCCGUCGGUGGACUGCUGCCUGCGCCACAUUCAGCACUUCCACUGCAGUCUUCCUCCAUGUUUCCAAGACAAAAUGGCAAGGCAUGCUGUUCCAAAAAAUAUCUUGCCCAAUUAUUGUGUGCAUUCGGUACAUCAGCUGGCACACAAAAUGGAAAGAUUCUGCACACAUGAACCUCCAAGUUUACAGGGUACUGAGGACGGUAGGAUCCACUUGGACUUUGGUGCAGCGAUCACCAUGAUAAAGCCAAGUCAUGGCCUUUCAACCUCUCAGAACAGUGUGGGUCAAGAUGUUGGCAGAACUGGAGAGGAUAAAAGUUCCCAGAACCAAAAACUAAAUGACAGUGAGCCAUUCCUCACAGACCAUGGCACCGGCAGGACAGUGGGGCAAAACUUAUCAAAGCAGUGCACGGAACCAAGAAGUGUCACUCACGAGGAUGUUCACACUCCACAUGUCACCCCUCCAGGAACGACGACUUUGUCCUGCUCAGAAACGUCGCAGAGUUUUAGUAGAACUUUAAAAGUCAAGUGCAAUUCUCAGAUGCCAAAUUCUGAUGCCAGUGUGCCUGCUGUAUUACAAUCUACUACUGAAAGUUUAUGUUAAUAAAAUCUCCUUCAUAUAAAGUGUCCCUUUUCAAUUAAUGCUUGAUAAAUUCAGUGACCAAGGUGAUGCCACUACUUUCCUGUUUUAUCAACAUUUAUUGAAGGAAAGCGGAUCUCCACAGAUUGGAAACCUAAAGGUGGUCAGGCCAGUGUACUUGUCAAACAUGAAUUCCAAAGGUGAUACUCCGUCAGCUGCACUUCAUUUUAAAGCUGGGCAAAACUCUCAAGUAUUUGAAAGUUGUUAUGGGGAUUAUCAGGUGGUUUUAGGUUUAUGCAAAUUGCGUUUCACCCUUUACCAUAGGGUAUGAAAUUUACCUAAGAUAAUGAGAUUGUUAUCGAGAAUAAAGGCAAUUACUGCAUCGGGCAGAUGGUAACGUGAGAAAAGCAUUCCAAAAGUCAUUGUAUAUUUCCAGAUGACGUGUCCUAUACUCGUUAACGAUUUUUGCAUCUUUUAUCUUGGAGAGUCGUGCUGCACUUGAGAAUCCAAACCACCGUACUGAGAUACAGCACUUGAUUUGCUCCUGUGCAGCCACGGGAUGAUCUUCCAGUCACGUCCCUCUUCCCUCCAGG